Messenger RNA from Lactuca sativa (garden lettuce), 636 nucleotides. Its product is annotated as glutaredoxin-C11. The record is from RefSeq and is a predicted model, not a curated record. NCBI's taxonomy places the organism in Eukaryota, Viridiplantae, Streptophyta, Magnoliopsida, Asterales, Asteraceae.
AUAGAAGCCAUGAAGCCUCAAAGUCUACCAAGACAAGCUUGCAAGCACAUCUUACCUCUUCUCAUCAGCUAUUUUAGCAUUUGCACGGUAUAUAUUUUGCUACAUGGAUAGAGUAACAGACUUGGCAUCUAAGAAAGCUGCAGUGAUCUUCACCAAGAGUUCAUGUUGCAUGUGCCACAGUAUCAAGGCACUAUUUUACGAACUUGGAGCAAGUCCUGCUAUUCAUGAGGUUGAUCAUGAUGCAGAUAUGGAGUGGGCCCUGAAACGCCUUGGUUGUAAUCCUUCCCUCCCAGCAGUGUUCAUAGGUGGUAAAUAUGUAGGCUCAGCCAGAGAUGUCAUUUCCCUUCAUGUUGAUGGAUCGCUGAAACAAAAGCUUAUUGAAGCAAGAGCUAUCUGGUUCUAGCUUAGUUGUACCAUAAACAUUUAAAAAAAAAAAAAAGUAGUAUGUAUGUCAGUUUGUGUUAUAGUAAGAUAAUCAAGUAGCAAAGACAUGCAUCAUGUUAGAAUAACAUGAAUGUUCAGUGUACUUACUAAGAGCUGCUCUUUUUUGCGUGCUCUCUUGACUGACUGUACAUAAAGGAGUCACCCUUUGUUAAUUUUGACUUCCUGGUCUUCAAGAUACAUACUUUAUUGUAA